Messenger RNA from Schizosaccharomyces japonicus yFS275, 447 nucleotides. RefSeq lists its product as hypothetical. The transcript has 2 exons. NCBI's taxonomy places the organism in Eukaryota, Fungi, Ascomycota, Schizosaccharomycetes, Schizosaccharomycetales, Schizosaccharomycetaceae. The record is from RefSeq and is a predicted model, not a curated record. The coding region runs from base 1 to 447 and encodes 148 amino acids.
AUGUCAAAAAAACGUUCAGCAAGUCGGAAUGCAGACGGUUUCAGCAAAAUUCGUAUUUUGGAGGCCGUCUGCUCCUCUAUGGAUAAUCUCUCGCUGGCAGAAAAAGACGAACUCUACGAAGAUGUUGAAAUGACUGUCUACAAGCGGCUAUCCUACUAUAAAGAUAAGUAUACGAUAGUUGUCGAAGACAUUGAAGCAGAACUAGAAGAAGAAGAAGAGGAAGAAGAGCGGAAUAAGUCAUCCGAAAUUUCCCAGAAUCGAGUAAAACUGACAGUCAUAUCCCCAUUGUUUAACAAGAUGAAGCGUAAUAUGCUUCGUAUGCUCUGUAAUCCGCGGACAAUUGAGAUGCAAACUGGUUACCCACUGACUCGGGAAAAAUCCGAAGAAAGUUCAUCUAUUCGUGAAAACAACUUAACAUCUUGUAAAACCACUACACAUGCACAUUAG